AUGGCGAAGCUCGGCCAGGGGGACAAUGUCGUCUUCACCGACGAGUGUUACCACCGCAGCCGGCAGUUCUGCCGCGAACACCUGUCGCGGUUCGGCGUCGAGACCAUCACCGUCAAGACAGGCGAUUACGACGCGGUCCAAGCGGCGAUCACGCCGUCGACGCGGAUGCUCAUCAGCGAGUCGCCCACCAAUCCGCACCAGAGCUGCAUCGAUCUCGAGAAGUUCGCCGAGAUCGGCCGCAAGAAUGGCGUCGAGACGCUGAUCGACGCGACGCUCGCCACGCCGUACAACCUGCGGCCGAUCGAAGCGGGCGUCGAUUACGUGCUGCACAGCUGCACGAAGUAUCUGGGCGGGCACAACGAUCUGUUGGCGGGUUCGGUCGCGGGCUCGGAAGACCAACUCGCCCAAGUGCGCGAGCUGCGCGGCAUCAUGGGCGCCAUCAACCAGCCGCACGCAAUGUACCUGCUGCAGCGUGGCCUGAAGACGUUCGAGCUGCGGAUGCAGCGGCACAACGAGAAUGGCCUCGCCGUAGCGCGGUUCCUCGAAGAACACCCGCGCGUCGAAAAGGUCUACUACCCGGGCCUCGAAUCGCACCGCGACCACGCCCAGGCGAAGAAGUACAUGCGCGGCUUUGGCGGCCUCGUGACGUUCCUCGUGAAGGACGCCGACUGGCGGGCGACGGCCGACGUGGUCGACCGCUCAAAGCUUUGCCGCAUCGCCCCCAGCCUCGGCGGCGUCGAGUCGCUGAUCGAGCAGCCGCUGGUGAUGAGCUACUACCAAAGGACGCCCGAAGAACGCAAAGCAUUCGGCAUCCCCGACAACAUGAUCCGCCUGGCGUGCGGCAUCGAGGACUCGGCGGACUUGAUCGCGGAUUUGGAGCAAGCUCUGCGGGCUUGA
Molecule: messenger RNA, 897 nt
Organism: Symbiodinium sp. CCMP2456
Lineage: Eukaryota; Dinophyceae; Suessiales; Symbiodiniaceae
Source: the annotation of a GenBank genome assembly